AUGCGGAGUCAAAAUAGAGUUCAUCGGGACAAUGCCGAGUUGCGAUGCGAAUUGCACGCCUCGCGUUGCGCCUCGUUUCGGGACACCUGUGACCAAGCCGCAGGAACAGCAGAAGGCAGCACCUCAAGUUGUCUAUGCGCCCCGACCUCUUCCCACACGCCUCGAUGCUGCGCUUUUUCCACGCUCGACCACCCCUUUCCUCAUUUUCAUCUCAAUCUUAUACUGACCCUAUCCAACCCUUUCGCUAUCCUUCUUUCAUCUCCGCCACCGCUCUCUUCGCUUCCUCCCUCCCUCUCUCUCUCUCUCUCUCGACGGAUUUUCGUGACUCCGCGUCCUCUUUCACGCUCUCGACGCACGAUCCCGAACCACGCGACCCGCGCUCGUCACAUCGGCAACCUCCUCGGCAUGUCGGUGCCGAUCGCCUCUCUUCCGACCGUGCCGGCGUCCUUCCGCUGCAACCACGGCUUCAACCUCAAACAGGGCGCCGAUGCAGCCAGCGGCUCAGCAGGCGACCUGUCGCCUUCGAUCAUUGACAUGGACAUCUUCUCGCAACUCCUCGAGAUGGAUGACGAAGAUGAUCGCGAAUUCUCCAAAAGCAUCGUUCAGAACUACUUUGACCAGGCCAUCACCACCUUCAAAGAGAUGGAUGUUGCGCUAAGCACCAAGAACCUCACAGACUUGUCCACCCUCGGCCACUUCCUCAAAGGUUCUUCCGCCGCGGUGGGCGUCAUCAAGGUGCGCGACAGCUGCGAGUGCAUGCAGCACUACGGCAAGUGCCACGGCGAGGAUGGUGUCAGCGACCUGACCGAGGAGGAGGCGUUGGAGAAGUUGACCGUCACUCUGAGGGAUGUCAAGGUGCAGUACAGGGAGGCGGCUAAGGCGCUGAGGGCGUUCUACGAUGAGGAGGUGGACGCAGGAGAGGAAGAGGAGGUGGACGAUGCACCGCAAGACGCAGAAGCAGAGGCGGAGGAAGAGGUCCAGGCAGGUGCGCACAAGGAGGCAUCGUCACAAGAGGCAGCAGCACCAGCCACUACAACCGCUGCUGCUUAA
Molecule: messenger RNA, 1050 nt
Organism: Pseudozyma hubeiensis SY62
Lineage: Eukaryota; Fungi; Basidiomycota; Ustilaginomycetes; Ustilaginales; Ustilaginaceae
Product: phosphotransmitter protein
Exons: 1
Coding region: 1-1050 (349 amino acids)
Biological process (GO): phosphorylation; phosphorelay signal transduction system
Cellular component (GO): cytoplasm; nucleus
Molecular function (GO): histidine phosphotransfer kinase activity; protein histidine kinase binding
Source: RefSeq, a predicted model, not a curated record